CGAUACAGUAAAAUAGUUCACAGAGAUAUAUAUAAAAAGUUGCAGUUCAUUGAAGUAGAACUGAAAUUUUGAUGAUGUUAUUUUCGCACAACUAUAGCAGGUAUCUCCAAAUGAGCAACAUUAACAUGACCUUAAAAUUUUUUAUGAUAAUUAUGAGUGUCUUAACAGUAGUGAAUGGUUUGGAUAAUGGUCUGGCGAGAACUCCUCCAAUGGGUUGGAUGCAAUGGGAAAGAUUUAGAUGUCUAACUGACUGUGAUAAUUAUCCAGAUGAAUGUAUUAGUGAUAAAUUAUUUCGUGCUAUGGCAGACCAUAUGUUAUCAGAUGGGUAUCUUGAUGCUGGUUACGAAUACGUUAUUAUCGAUGAUUGUUGGUUCUCCCAUAAAAGAGACAGUGAAGGAAGAUUACAACCGGAUUCUGAUAGAUUUCCUUACGGUAUCAAAAGCCUAGCAGAUUACAUUCAUAGUAAAGGUUUGAAAUUUGGAAUAUAUGCAGACUAUGGUAUUUUUACAUGCGCUGGGUAUCCCGGAAGUUUGAAUCAUCUUGAAAUUGAUGCAAACACUUUCGCAGAUUGGGGAGUAGACUACUUAAAAUUUGAUGGUUGUUACUCAGAUUAUAUCACCAUUGAUAAAGGAUAUAUUGAGAUGGGCAAAUAUUUGAAUGCAACAGAUCGUCCAAUAGUUUACUCUUGUAGCUGGCCAGCUUAUCAAGAAUCAAACGAUAUGGAAUCUAACUAUACAGCGCUAGCUCAAACUUGCAACCUUUGGAGAAAUUGGGACGAUAUAGACGAUUCUUGGGAAAGCGUUUCAGAAAUUAUAUCGUGGUUUAGUACAAAUCAAGAUCGCCUGGCUCCAUUUUCUGGACCUGGACAUUGGAAUGAUCCUGAUAUGCUCAUCAUUGGAAAUUAUGGCUUAAGUUUAGAACAAUGCAAAGCUCAAAUGGCAAUAUGGUCGAUCAUGGCUGCUCCUCUUAUUAUGUCUGUGGAUCUACGGACGAUUGAUGCAGAAUUUAGGGAUAUUAUUCUUAACAAAGAUGCCAUUUCAGUAAACCAGGAUCCAUUAGGAAUUAUGGGACGAUUAGUACUAACUCGAAAUAAAAUAAAUAUUUGGACCAAGCCUCUUCAACCAAGAGAAGAUGGUCAACAACCUUAUGCAAUCGCUCUAAUGAGUAAUAGAACCGAUGGAUAUCCGUAUAAAAUUGGUUUCACUUUAACUGAACUCAAUAUAACAAAUCCGAAUGGAUUUCAAAUGAAGGAUGUGUUUGAAAAAAACAAUACACUUCCAUUUAUAACCGACGAUGAAAAAAUCUAUUUAAGAAUGAAACCAACUGGUGGUGCGCUGUUAGUAUUUACUCCUAUCGAAGAACAACUUAUUGUAGUUUGAAUAAAACAUUAUGUAUAUUUUGAUUUAUUCAAUUCCGCAAAUAUUAUAUAUAUAUAUAUAUAUAUAUAUAUAUAUAUAUAUAUAUAUAUAUAUAUAUAUAUAAAAUUGCUGUUUACUUAGUUUUUAGUCAAUCAUAAUAAUAAUUUCAUCGCUACUUAUUUUACUACUAUAACAUGGAUAUGGUGACAGCACUGAUUAUUUAUGUUAAUAUUUGCCUUUUUUAGUUUUCAUCCAGUAGCUCCAAUAGAAUGAUUUAACUAAAAGCUGAAAACACAAAAAGAUGCAUCUACUCUAUCUUUUUGAGUAGGUUCCAUAUAUGAUACACAAAUCAAGUGUAUAGUGCUGUAGCUCAAAAAGUAGCCUUUUACUCUAAGAUCCGACUUUUACCCAUUUGAUACCCAGAUGAGACGUAGUUUUUACUAAAUAUUAUUCAUUAAAAAAUAUGCCUUAUAUAAA
Molecule: messenger RNA, 1835 nt
Organism: Diorhabda carinulata
Lineage: Eukaryota; Metazoa; Arthropoda; Insecta; Coleoptera; Chrysomelidae
Product: alpha-N-acetylgalactosaminidase-like
Exons: 10
Coding region: 72-1379 (435 amino acids)
Biological process (GO): glycosylceramide catabolic process; glycoside catabolic process; oligosaccharide metabolic process
Cellular component (GO): cytoplasm
Molecular function (GO): alpha-galactosidase activity
Source: RefSeq, a predicted model, not a curated record